AUGAGCCCCCCGGGCGCGUCCAACAAGCAGCCUCUGCUGGACUGCGAGCAUUGCCGUCCGCUACGGCGAGACACGAACGUCCUGGUGGCCUACCUGGCUGUCCAGGUCGUGUGUACCGUGAUCCUCACUUGUGGUGUCGAAGUCGUGUCGACGGAUCAGACCUUCCACCGGCUGGAGUUUGGCGCGACGUUCAUCUUUGCGCUCGUCACCACCUUCUCGCUGGUCUGCUCGCCGGAGCGUGACUUUUGCUCGCCGCUGCUGCUCAAGUUCCUCGUCUUCGCCAACGUCGGCGCGCGCGCCACACGGGAGAGGCCCGGUUGUGUUGGCGGGCGGGAGUGGCACGCUGGUAACACGCUCGUCUCCUUCCUUCUCGUGCUCGUCAACCUCGAGCGCUUCGAGACGGCGUCGCACCAGAUCGAGUAUGCCAACGAGCUGACGAUGGCGGGCGCGGAGUCCGCUGCACGCGGGGGAGGCGCGGAGCUGCUGCUCGCGGCGGCGGUGCUGUCGGAGAAGGGCGCGGAGGAGCGGGCGGGGAGGAAGCUGGUGGCGGCGGCGGUGCUCAGCUCGCUGCUGGUGGCGAGCGCGCAGCUCUUCAUCUACAACGUCCCCUGGGGCGGCGAGGUCCCCGCGCACUACCUCGAGUUUGCCUUUGGGACGCUCUGCGCGGGAGGCAACUUUUGGUUCUGCGUCGACAGCAUGGCGCUCGCCGACCAGCUCAAGCGGCAGAUCAUGCUCGCGCCCGAGGGGCUGACAGUGGUGAUCGACCCCUUCUCACGGCACGGGGUGCACGACCACAGCGAGCGAGACCACUACUACACGGCGCCGGCGCCGGCGGGCAGGUCGUGCUGUCCGCACGACAGCUGCGGCGGGGAGGCGCGCAUGCACGACCUGGGCUCGCACAGCCACGGAGGCUAUUGA
Messenger RNA from Emiliania huxleyi CCMP1516, 918 nucleotides. RefSeq lists its product as hypothetical. The transcript is spliced from 4 exons. The record is from RefSeq and is a predicted model, not a curated record. The coding region runs from base 1 to 918 and encodes 305 amino acids. NCBI's taxonomy places the organism in Eukaryota, Haptophyta, Isochrysidales, Noelaerhabdaceae.